Molecule: messenger RNA, 1679 nt
Organism: Chaetomium fimeti
Lineage: Eukaryota; Fungi; Ascomycota; Sordariomycetes; Sordariales; Chaetomiaceae
Product: cytochrome P450
Exons: 5
Coding region: 1-1563 (520 amino acids)
Molecular function (GO): heme binding; oxidoreductase activity, acting on paired donors, with incorporation or reduction of molecular oxygen; iron ion binding
Source: RefSeq, a predicted model, not a curated record
AUGGCACUCUCAAGCCUGAGCCCAUGGCAAAUCCUCGCCCUCGCCCUCACAACCCCCCAACUAACACACACCCCCUUACCUAGCUCACUCUCUACACGGCAACGCACCUCCUCUACAACCUCCUCCUGCACCCCCUCCGCCGCUACCCCGGGCCCCCUCCUCAUGCGCGCCACCCGCUGGGGCUACGGCCUGCGCCACAUGGCCGGCACGCUGCCCUUCGAUAUGCUGGCGCUGCACCAGCGGUACGGGCCCGUGGUGCGCGUCGCACCCGACGAGCUCGCCUUUUCGGACCCCGCGGCGUGGAAGGAUAUUAUGGGGCAUCGGACUGGUGGUGGGAGUGGGAGUGGUGGUGCUGGUGGUGGUGGUGGUGGUGGGGGGCAGGAGGAUAUGCUCAAGUAUGAGCGGUUUUAUAUGCCCGUGGAGGGCUUGCCGAGGGAUAUUGUCAAUGCGGGGCGGGAGGAGCAUGCGUUGUUGAGGCGGACGAUGGCGCAUGGGUUUAGUGAUCGGAGUAUGCGCGAGCAGCAGCCGGUGAUUCGGGGGUAUAUUGAUUUGUUGGUGGGGAGGUUGAGGGAGAGGAGUGGGGAGGGGGAGAAGGUGGACUUGGCGGCGUGGUAUAAUUACACGACGUUUGAUGUUAUUGGGGAUCUGGCGUUUGGUGAGAGUUUCGGGUGUCUCGACAACUCGGACUACCACCCCUGGGUCAAAGCCAUCUUUGAGGUCGCGCGUGCUGGGACGGUGUUCCAGACCCUGGCACAUUUCCCAGUUUUUGUCAAGUUGAUGCUGGCCCUCAUCCCGUCCAAGUUUCUGGAGGAGCGCGAGAAACACAUGCAGAUGACCUUGGUGAAGUUGAAGAGGCGGAUGGAGGCGGGCAAGGAGAGGGCAGACCUUGUCGAGGGGCUACUCAAAAAGGCUGACGAAUGGGGACUCACGCUAGAGAAGCUCCAGGCCAACAGCGCAAUUCUCAUCAUUGGUGGAUCCGAGACGACGGCGACGCUCCUUUCAGGGGUCACAUACUUCCUGAUGACCAACCGUCAAGCCAUGGAAAAGCUCACGGCCGAAAUCCGGGGAACUUUCAAAUCAGAGGAUGAGAUCGACUUUGCCAGUGUCAGCACACUCCCUUAUCUCCUGGCCUGCCUCGAUGAGGCACUCCGCAUGUAUCCCCCAGUUCCGACUGGCCUGCCGCGCGUGGUGCCGAAGGGAGGUGCCAACAUCGCAGGCAAUUACGUACCUGAGAAGACUGUGGUGGCGGUCCACCACUGGGCGAUGUACCACAACGAUGAGCAUUUCAAGGACCCCUUCGUCUACCACCCGGAACGAUGGCUCGGCGACCCGGCAUUCGCGGGCGACCACAAAGAGGCGUUCCAGCCGUUCCAUCUUGGCCCGCGUAACUGCCUCGGGAAGAACUUGGCUUACAUUGAAAUGCGCCUCAUUUUAGUCCGGGUUCUAUGGAACUUUGACCUCCGGAUUGCUGAGGACAGUUUGGACUGGAUGAGCAAACAGCGGAUCUACAACUUGUGGGAGAAGGGAAAGCUGAAUGUACAUUUGACACCUGUUGCGAGGUAAAUGUACUGGGUUCGUUGUAAGAGAGAGGUAGCAGCUGCUUCAUUGAAUUUGGGAUAGGGGGUAAUACUGAUGGAGAAGGAGACUAGGGACAUUGUUAGGAGGUAAUCAAAAAAGAG